AUGCCAGGAAAGUCCACACUGCCCCUGCCCGAGCCUCGUACCUGCUGCGCCCACUGCCCAUUCUGUUGGCAACAGGCGGCGGGUAUGCAGGAUACCGGCAGUACGCGAAGUACAGGGAGCAAGAGCUGGAGAAGCUGGGAUUGGAGAUUCCACCCAAACUUGCUGGUCACUGGGAGGCUGCAGUUCCCCCAGCUGGCCCUGAGGCGGAGGCUGGGACAGCUGAGCUGUAUGUCCAGACCCACCCUGAAACUGCGCUCCUGGCCCCUCACCGUCCUCUACUACCUACUGCCCUUUGGCGCCCUUAGACCACUCAGCCGGGUGGGAUGGAGGCCCGUGAGCAGGGUGGCCCUGUACAAGUCUGUGCCGACGCGCCUGCUGUCACGGGCCUGGGGCCGCCUCAACCAGGUGGAGCUGCCUCACUGGCUGCGCAGGCCCGUCUACAGCCUGUACAUCUGGACGUUUGGAGUAAACAUGAAGGAGGCGGCCGUGGAGGACCUGCGUCACUAUCGCAACCUCAGUGAAUUCUUCCGGCGCAAGCUGAAGCCACAGGCCCGGCCUGUGUGUGGCCUGCACAGCGUGAUCAGCCCUUCAGAUGGGAAGAUCCUCAACUUUGGGCAGGUGAAGAACUGCGAGGUAGAGCAGGUGAAGGGGGUCACGUACUCCUUGGAGUCAUUCCUGGGCCCACGCAGCUCCUCAGAGGACCUGCCCUUCCCACCAGCUACCUCCUGCCAAUCCUUCAAGAGCCAGCUGGUCACCAGGGAAGGGAAUGAGCUCUACCACUGUGUCAUCUACCUGGCCCCUGGGGACUACCACUGUUUCCACUCUCCCACUGACUGGACUGUGUCCCACCGGCGCCACUUCCCAGGCUCCCUGAUGUCGGUGAACCCUGGCAUGGCCCGCUGGAUCAAGGAGCUCUUCUGUCACAACGAGCGGGUGGUUUUGACUGGGGACUGGAAACACGGCUUCUUCUCGCUGACUGCUGUGGGGGCCACCAACGUGGGCUCCAUCCGAAUCUACUUUGACCGGGACCUGCACACAAACAGCCCCAGGUAUAGCAAGGGCUCAUACAACGACUUCAGCUUCGUGACUCACGCCAACAAGGAGGGCAUCCCCAUGCGCAAGGGCGAGCACCUGGGCGAGUUCAACCUGGGCUCCACCAUCGUGCUCAUCUUCGAGGCCCCCAAGGACUUCAACUUUGAGCUGAAAGCAGGACAGAAAAUCCGCUUUGGGGAGGCUCUAGGCUCUCUCUAGAGCCCUGCCUUACUGUGUGCAGCUGCUGAGCAUUGGUUUCUAAGGGGAGAGGAAAGUGGGCAUUUUAUACGGGGGACCCCACAAGGCGUUCAGGUAAGGGGCUAUCUCAGGGUCGGGCAGGGUUUGGCCAGGGAGGACCAGCAUGACUGUUCCUACCUGCCUCAGAGAUGGGAACAAG
Chrysochloris asiatica (Cape golden mole) is the source of this 1429-nucleotide messenger RNA. It is a transcript of the gene PISD, whose product is annotated as phosphatidylserine decarboxylase. Gene Ontology annotation, cellular component: mitochondrion. Lineage: Eukaryota; Metazoa; Chordata; Mammalia; Afrosoricida; Chrysochloridae. The record is from RefSeq and is a predicted model, not a curated record. Gene Ontology annotation, biological process: phosphatidylethanolamine biosynthetic process. Gene Ontology annotation, molecular function: phosphatidylserine decarboxylase activity. Bases 1 to 1251 code for a protein of 416 amino acids. The transcript has 7 exons.